Molecule: messenger RNA, 1096 nt
Organism: Scylla paramamosain (green mud crab)
Lineage: Eukaryota; Metazoa; Arthropoda; Malacostraca; Decapoda; Portunidae
Product: bifunctional protein GlmU-like
Exons: 4
Coding region: 184-630 (148 amino acids)
Source: RefSeq, a predicted model, not a curated record
AACCACAACACGCCACUCCUGUCCUUCCCUCGCUCGCCCCUUGAGGCCACCUGGCGGUCGAGGCGGGAAAUAAGGAUAGAGACGCAGGGUUAUCUUGGCGUCCACAAGUUCUCUUCCUUCUCCUCGUACCCAAGCCAGAGAGGUGAAGCAGCUCGAAGGAAGGAACAAAGGAAGAAAGGAAGGAUGGCAAGUAAUUUAAAAGUGCAUAUGCUUCGGCUUCUUCCUGGACAAGAGGUGAAGGAGACGCUGGAGGAGUACGUGCGCUGCCAUGCUCCCAGGGGUGUCUUCGUUAUGACCUGCUGCGGCUCCGUCACCUCAGCCACGCUCCGCCUCGCUGCUGAUACCAAUGGGGAGACCAACAAGAUCAAGACCUACAACCAGCACUUUGAGGUCCUCAGCCUGUCGGGGACGCUGAGCAAGGGCGGCACACACCUGCACAUCUGCCUGAGCGACAACGAAGGAGACACCGUAGGAGGGCACGUGAUGGGCGGCCUCCGGGUCUUCACAACCAUGGAGGUCGCCCUUGGGGAACCCCUUGACCUCACCCUUGACCGUACCUUCGACGCCUCCACUGGCUUCCCGGAACUCACCGUCACCAGGGAUGCGGAGGGCAGCGGUUCUCAAGACUAACAGGAGGAGGAUAGCAUUUCUCACACCAGCAGAAGGAGGGUAGCGUUUCUUAGACCAGCAGAAGGAGGGUUAGUUAUGAUGAAGACAUACGAAGGUUAUCACUCUUUCAAAGUCAGGAGAUGGGUAAUGGUUUGUAGUAUUGUAAGACCACCAGCUACUACUACUACUACUACUGCUGCUACUACUACUACUACUACUACUACUACUACUAGUUACACUGCUACUGUUACUACUAUUGUUACUACUGCCACUACUAUUGUUACUACUGCUACUACUAUUGUUACUACAGCUACUACUACUACUACUACUAUAACUACUGCUACAAAUGCUAUUGUUACUACUGCUGCUAUUGCUCUCUACUGCAAUAACAACAACAACUACUGCUACUACUAUUACUACUACUAUCUCUGGUGCAGGAGAGAACUCGCUGCUACAUUACUUUUCAAAAUAAACACUACAGUUAUUU